This is a messenger RNA of Hirundo rustica (Barn swallow), 2518 nucleotides long. It is a transcript of the gene SEMA6C, whose product is annotated as semaphorin 6C. Lineage: Eukaryota; Metazoa; Chordata; Aves; Passeriformes; Hirundinidae. Gene Ontology annotation, molecular function: chemorepellent activity; semaphorin receptor binding. Gene Ontology annotation, biological process: positive regulation of cell migration; axon guidance; negative regulation of axon extension involved in axon guidance. The record is from RefSeq and is a predicted model, not a curated record.
GCGCUGCGGGAAGUGUCCCGGCACUGGUGGCAGCAGCUCCCGGAGCACUGGGAGCACUGGGAGCACUGGGACGGGGGCACUGGGCACUUCGGGACAGGGACACGGCGGCAGGGGCACUGCGGACACUGGGAGGGGGUAGCUGGGACCACCGAGAGCACUGGGGACACUGGGAGCACUGUCCCCACACUGUCCCCACACUCCGCCUCCCCCAUCCCCGUGCCUCAGUUUCCCCCCGCUCGCAGCCCGGGGCGGGGCGGGGGGGUCCCUCUCAGCCCCACCCGCGAUGCCGGGGGUCCCGCUGCCCUUCGUCGUCGUCGUCGUCCUCCUCCUCCUCCUCCUCGCCGGGGCCCCCGCCCGCUCCUUCCCACGGGACCUGGUGGCUCGCAGCACCGUGGGGCUGGCAGCCACCGCCUCGUACCCGCGUUUCGGGGGUCUCCGGGGGGACAACGGCACUGCCCGGCUCGGCCUCGACUUCCAGCGGAUGCUGCGGCUCAACGGGACGCUCCUGGUGGCCGCCCGGGAUCACAUCUACGCCUUCGACCUGGGGCAGGACAAGGGCACGCUGUACCCGGAGCGGCACCUCACCUGGGAGACGCAGGACAGGGAGAACUGCGCCAUGCGGGGCCGGCGGCAGGACGAGUGUCACAACUACAUCCGUGUGCUGGUGCCCCGCGACGCCGAGACCCUCCUGGCCUGUGGCACCAACGCCUUCAGCCCCCUGUGCCGCACCUACCAGGUGAGCAGCCUGGCACAGCAGGGUGACGAGGUCAGCGGCCAGGCUCGGUGCCCCUUUGACGCCAAGCAAAGCAUCGUCGCCCUCUUUGUCGAUGGCAGCCUGUACUCGGCCACCGUGGCCGAUUUCCAGGCGAGUGAUGCCGUGAUCUACCGCAGCCUGAGCCCCGGGCAGGCCCCACUGCGCACCCUCAAAUACAGCUCCCGCUGGCUGCAGGAACCCCACUUCGUCCAGGUGCUGCCCUACGGCCCCUAUGUCUACUUCUUCUUCAGGGAGGUGGCAGUGGAGCUCAGCGCCCUGGGCAAGGUGCUGGUGGCCCGGGUGGCCCGGGUGUGCCGCAAUGACCGCGGCGGGUCCCCGCGGGUGCUGGAGCGGCGCUGGACGUCCUUCCUGAAGGUGCGGCUGCAGUGCUCCGUGCCUGGGAUGUGCGAGGGCACGGGGACACGAACGGCGGCCGCGUCCCCGUGUCCCCGCAGGAGCUGCCUGGCCGCCCGGGACCCCUAUUGCGUCUGGCUGCCCUCCAGGGGCUGCGUCCCCUUCUCCGAGGACCUCCCGAGUGGCUUCCAGCAGGACACGGAGGGAUCCCUCGGGAUCAGCGGGACGUGCCGAGGGGCUGCAGGGGACAGCGACAAGGACCGGGACCUGGCCCACGGGGUGCGGCACCCCGGGCCGGCGGCCGAAGAGACGGUGCCGGUGCCGGUGCUCGUGGGCUGCGUGCUGGGCGCCUUCGCGCUGGGGGCUCUGGCCAGCGGGCUGGUGACCACCUGCUGCCAGCGCCCCGCCGCCGUCCCCAAAUCGCCCCCGGAGCCUCCCUGCGCCCCGCGGAGCCCGGCCCAGCCGCCCGUGCCCCGCCUGUACCCCGCGCUGCCGCCCCAGGGCGCGGCCGCUGCCCCGCGGGACGGCCCCGAGCCCGAACCUCCCGCUCGGGCACCCCGGGACCGGGAGCCCCGGCUCGGCCACGCCGCCGCCCUGAGCCCCGCCGAGCCCCCCGGGCCGGGGCCGCCGGUGAAGGCGGCCCGGGAGGAGAUGCUGCAGCGGCCGCAGCGGGGUUCGGGGCGGUCCGUGACCCAACCGGGCACCGGCUCCUUCGCCAACCGCGUGCUGCCGCGGGCAGCGGGGCUCGGGCCCCCCUUCGGACCCCACGACCGGGCUCCGGUGCGGCUGGACGUGCCCCCCGACAGCCCCCGCCCCUCGGCGGCCGCUGGCGCAGAGCCACUCGCUGGGGGGGACCCCCGUGAGCCCCCCCGGGCCGGUGCGGGGUCUCACCCGCAUGCACUCGCUGGGGACAACGGGGGGGACGCCCUGGGGACCCCGGCCCGGCGGCCUGGAGCGCUCGCUGUCCGUGAAGCCCCCUGUGCUCCCCAAGCCGCUGCUGCUGCCCGCGGCCCCGGGGCGGCCCUGAGACCCUCCGGGGACACCCCGAGUGCAGCUGGGGGGGACCCCCGAGCUGUCACCGCCCCCCAGCUCUGUCCCCGUGUCACCAGGACAGCCGCCAGCAGGGUGACGGGGGGUCCCCCGUGCCCCCACACCGCAGUGAUGAGGUCUCCACGUCUCCCAUUCCCCUGGUUUUGCUUUUUUUAUUUUAAUUCUUUCUAAUUUAUUUUCUCUUUGGGGGGGUGGGAGUUGCUGUCACCCCCCCUCCUCCUCCUUUGGGGACACCAGGAAGUGGGGGGACACACGGCCCAGCCCAUCCUACUGUGUAGGACCAGGGCUGGGCCAGGGCACCGCAGGAGUGGCGCAGGAUUUUAAUAAAAAACACAGAAGGAAGGAAAAAAAAAAAAAAAA